Aureobasidium vineae is the source of this 1017-nucleotide messenger RNA. Lineage: Eukaryota; Fungi; Ascomycota; Dothideomycetes; Dothideales; Saccotheciaceae. The record is from the annotation of a GenBank genome assembly.
AUGGCGGCCGAUUACAUCACCUCCGCCGAGCAAACCAUGACGCUCGUCCGCCGCCUCGCAGCCCACCUCGCUGCCGAACCAAAUCUUCCCACCGCCGAAAAUCUUACUCGCGGUGAAGUCGAUGCAUGGAUCAGGGCACUGAAUACUGGUAUCCACGGUCGGGUGAUUGACCUGCUCGCUCUACCUGUACUGGAAUGUCUGCUCUACAUGCGUGGCAGAAACCUUGCCUGGAAAACCAAACAUCUGAGACGUGCGCCUUGUGAGAUGUUUCAGCCAGUGGUUGUCAACCCCUGGGUUCAACAAGAUAUUACAUUGAAUCGCGAGCACCUCCCCUGGAUCCCUGGUGACCACCACCAAGCUAUUGAGAUCAACGAUGACGCAGAAGAUCUUGUAGACACAGAUGAGCAGGCUGUUAUGAAAAAUCAAGACACCGAGGAAGACUUUACAAGCCCUGAAGGGGAAGGCACUCAGCUCGAUGACACCCUACAGGACGUCGACGAUGACAAUGACUCUGCACUACAAACUAUCGAGCAAGACACAGACGACCAAGAUGCUGCUCUGCUGCCUAGCACUACAGCAGCCGAGAAUACUUAUCGCAUAAGCUCGCAAGCCAAUCACAAUAGAGACACCAUGAUGGAAGAUGUGCCUGAACAAGACGACUUCGAAGAAAACAGCUCCACACACAGCAACUCCGACCACGAGGACCUAGCCCACUCCACCUCCACAACCAGCGAAGAAGAACCCAAUCUCGCCUACGACCAUCCUGAUCGAACUCUCUGGUGCACAUGCAACGGUCCAGACCCAGAGGACGGUACAUACAUGGUUCUAUGCAACAAUCACGAAGACAAUGACUGCAAAGGAAAGUGGUAUCAUCUUUCAUGUGUUGGCUUGCAAAGAAACCCCUCAAAGGAAGUUGAUUGGUACUGCGAAGAUUGUCGCAAGAAGUUCAAUACUGGUGUCUACAGCAACGGUUGUGUGAACCCAAAGAGAAAGAUUAAUCCAAAGAGAAAGCGAUGA